GUUAACACACAAGGCGAUGCCAAACUGAGCAGUACUGACUGUCGUCUGCUUCCUUAUGUCGGAAACGCUAGGGAAUUUAGAUACGCCAUGCAUGUAACGGUAUCGUACGUAUGUCAACAAAUGGGCCAGUCGAGCCGUCCAUAACAAUAGGCCGACUUAGGGCUCGAUAUACACACGGCAUUGUUAGCUUCCCGUAGAUCAUAAGUCGUCCGACUCAUGAUCACUUGGACUUAAAAACAGUGACAUUUUUUCAGUGAACAUAUUAUCUCUCAUGUACUCGUAGACGUACUUCGUGUGUGAGGACGCUAAUGUAACAUCGCUGGUUCGACAAGUAGGUCAGAUUAUUUUUAGGUCAACUGAACGUAAAUGUUUGAUGCGCUGUUAAAAGGCUUGCCUACAUCCGGGUAUUAAAAAAUACCGGGACUAUCAUAUACGUGCAUGCUUUUUUUUUUUUUAAUUUCAAAGACGUUUAUAUUUAGCUGUGGUUUUCCGUGCGUAAUGGAAAGACUGGAGUUAAUUGAACCAACAGGUAAAAACGCUACAAUGACGUAAGCAGUAUGCAGGCUAUAGUCGUACAGCCGGAUGUUUGUGUAAUGGUGGAUAUAACGCUAGGCCUAAUGGUGUCGUUAUUACGGGAGCCACAGACCACUUACGUCUUGGAUUCUGAAGUCGGUUUGAGGACCAGACGACACUGAUUUUUAGCAGAAACUAUGGAUAUAUAAGAUGUUUAAAGAAAUGAAAACGAACAACAUAUCUGCUGGAGGCGAGUGGGCCGCUUCCGGCACAUCUCGGUCAGUACACAAUUCUCCGAGGACACUCGUACUUCCGGAGCACAUGGACGGAGAGCAGUUGGAGGAAAUGAUUGCAGCAGCCCCUCUGGAUUUAUCCGUGUUCAGUGUGCAAUCAAAACCGACUCGUAAUGCCGAGAGUCCUCUAGAUUUGUCGUUAAAAACAAGAAAAAGAACGGCGGAUUCUACGGAUGAAAAUCAUAUACAAUUGUGUGUGUUUACUGGUUCUAAAAGAGUUUGUCAAGGGGUGACGGGAACACCAGAACUGCUAGACAGGUCGUUCGCUUUCCGUCAGAAUUUAUCGGGAUAUGAGGAUACUAAUAGUGGAAAUAAAGGUGCCAUCUAUAAAAGACAACUUAGUGCCGACUUUGAGGGGAAACCAACCGUGAUAAAAAAUGGAUUUCCCGUGGAUAAAGUUCCUGCCCCUUCACAAAUCCAGGAACACCAGUAUCAUUAUUAUCAACAGAAACAACAUCAGCAAUUGCAGCAGCAACAACAACAUCAACAACAGCAGCAACAACAACAGCAGCAACAACAACAGCAACAUCAACAUCAACAUCAACAACAUUUACAGCAGUUAAAAAUCCGUCAACAUGCAUUGCAGUCACCUCAGUCAGAUUUAUCACCUCAACAGUUGCUGUCUCAGAAACAUCAACUGGCGCAGCAAAGAAAGCAACAGCUUGGGCAACAGAUGCAAUUAUCUCAACAACAGCAGCAGCAACAACAACAACAACAACAACAACAACAACAACAACAACUUUUGUCGAAACACCAUCAGCUGUCCCCACAACAACAGUUGUCAAAACAACAACAAGCGUUGUCAUCACAGCAGCAACAACAGGUAUCCAUGCAUCAAGUUAUGAAACAUCAAAUGACACCUCAGCAACAACUUACAAACCAUCAUCAACAACAGCAACAACAGAAAUUAAAACAACAGCAGCAUGGAUUCCAAACCCUCUCCCAAUAUAUCAAACAGGAACAACAACAUAAGUCAGUUAGUCACACCACACAACAGGAACAUCAUUCCAAUACUCUCUACCAACAAGAGAUAAAACACCGACAACAACUCCAGAGACAACAAUCACAACAACGACAUCACCGCGACGAGAUUCUCCAUGAGAGAUACAUUCAAUCUAAGCUUUCAGAAAAGGCGUCUCCUACACUGUCGGGGUACGCGCCACAGCGACCGAGAAAACCUGAUGGAACACCAGCAGAACAGCAGGCUCUCCAUGGGUAUACGUCAUGUGACAAUACAAGGGCAGCUAACUCUUCUCAAAACUUAGACACGGGUAAACACUGUUACAGUAAACAUGUGGAGUCACGUGGUUCUCAUAGUCAACCGUUCACUGUCAAGCAUAGCUCAACGGACACUACGGGGUUUUCAAACGAACUACAGAGAGGUUCACUAGAAAAGCAAACAAAUGUUACGUAUUCCACAAGUGCUGGUCACUCUGGCUACACCUGUUUGUCUGUGACCUCGGCCACACAUUCGGGCGGAAUUGUUCACGCAGGUCCUAUUGGCCCAUCAGGUUAUCCCGGCCACACUGGUCAGUCCGGUCGGACAAAUAUCCCCGUGUUCGGUCCGUCCAACAACCUCCAGUAUUAUAACAUGAGUGGAGGUACUAUGUCAAGAAGACAUUCCCCACACUUUGAAGCCAUUCAACGAUGUAGUCCCGAUAGUACCAUAUCUACAAAUUCUCCCUAAACAGUUCCAUGGCGACCCGGAGAC
Molecule: messenger RNA, 2517 nt
Organism: Pecten maximus
Lineage: Eukaryota; Metazoa; Mollusca; Bivalvia; Pectinida; Pectinidae
Product: bromodomain-containing protein DDB_G0280777-like
Exons: 3
Coding region: 724-2493 (589 amino acids)
Source: RefSeq, a predicted model, not a curated record